This is a messenger RNA of Penicillium alfredii, 345 nucleotides long. RefSeq names its product CVNH domain-containing protein. Bases 1 to 345 code for a protein of 114 amino acids. The record is from RefSeq and is a predicted model, not a curated record. NCBI's taxonomy places the organism in Eukaryota, Fungi, Ascomycota, Eurotiomycetes, Eurotiales, Aspergillaceae. The transcript has 2 exons.
AUGCCUUUCCAGCCAUUCCAUCGCUCUUGUUGCGAUAUCACUGUCGAUCAGUUCGGAACUCUUCGCUGUCGAGCCCGACGCGACGAUGGCACUUUCAGGGACGCGUCCAUGGAUCUAAACGAAUCCAUCGGCAAUAUUGAUGGCUACCUUAGUUGGGCAGGACGGUUCUUCGGGCGGAGCGCCGAGGAUAUCAAGUUCGGUGUUGAGGGCGAUCAGGGUGACCAAGCCAUGCUUCGUGCUAGGGUUAUAACGGAGGAUGGAGACAAGCAAGACUCGGAAUUGAACUUGGGGGAAGAAAUUGGCAAUCAUAACGGGCAGCUUUAUCGCCGCAACUGGACCUUUUAA